Molecule: messenger RNA, 1167 nt
Organism: Eremothecium sinecaudum
Lineage: Eukaryota; Fungi; Ascomycota; Saccharomycetes; Saccharomycetales; Saccharomycetaceae
Gene: CPT1
Product: diacylglycerol cholinephosphotransferase
Exons: 2
Coding region: 1-1167 (388 amino acids)
Biological process (GO): phospholipid biosynthetic process
Cellular component (GO): membrane
Molecular function (GO): phosphotransferase activity, for other substituted phosphate groups
Source: RefSeq, a predicted model, not a curated record
AUGGGUCUAUUCGUCCCGCAAUCCAGCCUUCCUCAUUUGAAGGAAUACGAGUAUCAAAGUGAGGAUCAUUCAUUGGUCUCACGUUAUAUUUUGAAACCUUAUUGGCAGCAAUUUGUUAAAUUUUUUCCACUAUGGAUGGCCCCUAAUAUGGUGACCCUACUAGGGUUUGGUUUUAUGGUCUUUAGUUUGUGCAUUGUCCUCCUUUGGAAUCCGAGUCUCGAAGAAGAUACACCAAGAUGGACCUAUUUUACCUACGCGAUUUGUUUAUUUUUAUAUCAAACUUUUGAUGCAUGUGACGGAGCACAUGCACGUAGGACUGGACAAUCCGGGCCUUUAGGAGAAUUAUUUGACCAUUGUAUUGAUUCGGUAAACACGACUCUUUCAGUGUUUAUUUAUUCCUCAACUAUAAAGUGUGGCUAUAAAUUCAUUACGGUCCUUAUCCAAUUUGUACUAUUGACAAACUUCUAUUUGAGUACUUGGGAAGAGUACCACACUCACAAAUUGUAUUUGAGUCAAUUCAACGGGCCUGUGGAAGGAAUUCUUGUGAUUUGUGCGUUUUAUAUUGCCACUGGAAUUUUGGGUCCUGCUGUUUGGCACACCAAACUUAUACAUUUCAAUCUAUUCGGCAAAGAAGGUAUCGAUGGAAUUGAUGUUGCGAAUGGUAUAAGUUUCUUGGCAUUGAUAUUCAAUAUUGAUUCUGCAUGGAGAAACGUGCUGAAUUACUACCAUGAGAAGUACGGAACGUCUCCAGUCGGUAAUAAACAUAUUAAAAGCGCUCUCUAUGGAUUGGUACCCUUUUUCGGCUUCUUCGCUUCAGUAUUUGCGGUUUCGGUGCUUGAGCCAUCAUUUAUUUCGUUUCCAUUUAUCUUAACUAAUGGGUUAGCCAUGGCGUUCAUGGUAGGCAGGAUUAUUGUUGCUCAUUUGACGAAGCAGGAAUUUCCUACGAAAAAUGCUCCAUUAUUCAUCCCUUCUGCCUUGUUGCUAUUGAAGUACUUAGUUGCAGACAUAUUGGGUCAUAACUCAGAAAAGACGAUUUGGGCACUACAGUGGUUUGGUUUUGGAUUAGCCGCUGGUAUUCACGCCAUGUUCGUCACUGAGGUGAUCUACGAAUUUACAACCUACUUGGAUAUCUAUGCGUUGACCAUCAAGCACCGCAAGAAAGCUUAG